AUGCCUCGUGCGGAGUGGAAUGGUGAAGUUAUUGCGGAAAGUGACAUAUAUGAGACAGUGGAAGGAAAUGUUUAUUUUCCGCCAGAAAGUAUUAAACGGGAAUACUUUGUAGAAAGCCCUCACACUACCACUUGUUCUUGGAAAGGGGAAGCUUCAUAUUAUACACUUUCGGUUAAUGGUAAAACUAACACUAACGCUGCAUGGUAUUAUCCCAAUCCAAAACCUGCUGCUCAAAAUAUUACAGGAUACAUUGCCUUUUGGCGUGGUGUUAAAGUUAAAUGA
Ambispora gerdemannii is the source of this 282-nucleotide messenger RNA. Lineage: Eukaryota; Fungi; Glomeromycota; Glomeromycetes; Archaeosporales; Ambisporaceae. The record is from the annotation of a GenBank genome assembly.